CUUGACUCUAUGGAUUUACUCAUUCCUUUUCCUCUAUUUUUGUCAUCCAUUCUCACCAAGGAGUCCCCAGCCCCAGAUGUCAGGUGAAGAGGGGGGCUGAAACUUCUGCUCUCUGGAGGAAAGAUUGCAUACGAUGAAGAGGAAGAGCAGCUGAAGGAGCAGCUCUGGUAAAUAGGGUCUUUUGCCUUUUGGAAAAUGCAUUUACCACACUCCUUGGCAAGUCCCUCAGAAAGAACAGAACGUGUUUGCUUCCAGAGAUGAACACGUCCUCUCAACUGUAUGUUUCUGAACUAAACCUGAGUGCCUUUGGCAGCAACUUUACUGUGCCUACUGUCAAGAGCAAGUCAUCGCCAUGUGAGCAAGUGGUCAUUGCAGCUGAGGUGUUCCUAACUCUGGGCAUUGUAAGCCUCCUUGAAAAUAUCUUAGUUAUAUGUGCAGUAGUUAAGAACAAGAACUUGCAUUCACCCAUGUAUUUUUUUGUUUGCAGUUUAGCAGUGGCUGACAUGCUGGUUAGUGUGUCUAAUGCUUGGGAGACCAUAACAAUAUAUUUAAUAAACAAUAGACACAUAAUUAUGGAAGAUGCCUUUGUCCGUCAUAUAGACAAUGUCUUUGAUUCAAUGAUCUGCAUAUCUGUGGUGGCUUCCAUGUGCAGUUUGCUGGCUAUAGCUGUAGACAGGUAUAUCACUAUCUUCUAUGCCCUGCGUUAUCACAACAUCAUGACAGUGAAAAGAUCAGGGCUUAUUAUUGCAUGUGUCUGGACCUUUUGCACGGGCUGUGGCAUUAUCUUCAUUCUUUAUUAUGAAUCAACUUACGUGAUCAUUUGUCUCAUCACUAUGUUUUUUACCAUGUUGUUCCUCAUGGUCUCGCUAUACAUCCAUAUGUUCCUCCUAGCUCGUACUCAUGUGAAGAAGAUAGCUGCUUUGCCUGGGUACAGCUCUGUCCGUCAAAGAACCAGCAUGAAAGGAGCCAUCACUCUGACUAUGCUUCUUGGCAUCUUCAUUGUUUGCUGGGCUCCAUUCUUCCUUCAUCUCAUCCUGAUGAUCUCCUGCCCUCAAAACCUCUACUGUGUUUGCUUCAUGUCUCACUUCAACAUGUACCUCAUUCUCAUUAUGUGCAACUCAGUGAUUGAUCCCUUGAUCUAUGCCUUUCGUAGCCAGGAAAUGAGGAAGACCUUCAAAGAGAUAAUUUGUUGCUAUAGCCUGAGAAUGGUCUGUGGGUUAUCAAACAAGUAUUAAGAAAACAAAGCCAAGGAAGGGAAAAUUCUCAAAACCGGGGAAAGGAAUCGAAAUGCAACAUCUUGCAGCAUCUUGUAGUUCUGCUGAAAUGCCUAUGGAACAUCUUUCUCCAUUCAGCUGUCAUUAUUUCUGUGGCAAUCAGAAACCAUAUUUUAAAAUGUGAUUUUACCUUUCUUUCUCUCCACGCACCUCUCUCACAGUGGUGGUAGGAGCUACCCAGUGCAUCUGUAUUACGGGGAGAAAGAAUAUUUUGAAUCUCAUUUACCCUACUGAAGACUGGAUCUUAUAAGAGGAUUAUACAGGGGAAGCCUUAUUUUAAUUUGUGCCAAAUGCAAUGAGUGUGACCUGCCAUGCAAUGAGCCCAUCAGUGUGUGUUUCUCUUGAUAGUCUUUGUCUCUCUAGAUAGAGCAUGGCUUAUUUUGAUGCCCAGAAUUAACAGUUUUUUUGCUAUUUCCUUUUGAAGACAUAAAAUCAGAGAAGUAG
This is a messenger RNA of Pygoscelis adeliae (Adelie penguin), 1718 nucleotides long. It is a transcript of the gene MC5R, whose product is annotated as melanocortin 5 receptor. Gene Ontology annotation, cellular component: membrane. Gene Ontology annotation, biological process: G protein-coupled receptor signaling pathway. The coding region runs from base 258 to 1235 and encodes 325 amino acids. The record is from RefSeq and is a predicted model, not a curated record. Gene Ontology annotation, molecular function: melanocortin receptor activity. The transcript is spliced from 2 exons. Lineage: Eukaryota; Metazoa; Chordata; Aves; Sphenisciformes; Spheniscidae.